Molecule: messenger RNA, 789 nt
Organism: Trichoderma reesei QM6a
Lineage: Eukaryota; Fungi; Ascomycota; Sordariomycetes; Hypocreales; Hypocreaceae
Exons: 1
Coding region: 1-789 (262 amino acids)
Source: RefSeq, a predicted model, not a curated record
AUGGCCCGUUCCCUCGAAUCAUACGACGACAUCGCCAUCGCCGAACUCUCCUUCUACACGUUUGCCCUCUUUGGCGGCAUCUUCCUCUGCCUCAAGCAUGGCUUCGCCAAAAACGCCGGCUUCAGGGCCCUCGUCAUCCUCUCCCUCGCCCGCAUCAUCGGCGCCUCUCUCCGCCUCGCGACCAUCUCGUCCCCGAACAACAUCGACCUGUACAUUGGCUGGAUGACGCUCGAGGGCAUCGGCCUGGCGCCGCUCAUCAUGCUCUCUCUCGGCCUCCUUUCUCGCGUCUUUGUGUCGAUCCAGAGCAAAGGACGGAUCCUCAUCCGGCCGCAGCACCAGAAGUUCAUCGAGCUGCUCAUGCUGCUGGCCAUCAUCCUCCUCAUCGUGGGCGGCACCCAAUCCAACUUCACCGUCGUCGACGGCAAGCCCAAGGUGGAAUACUCCACAAUCAGCCACGCCGCGCUGGGCAUCCUCAUCGCCAUCACGGCCCUCCUCGCCUUUGCCAUCCUCCUCGCCGUGCUGAACCAGAGCCACGUGGGUGCGGGCGAGCACCGCAUCAUCUUCACCGUUGCCGUCUGCUUCCCGCUUAUCGUCGUCCGCCUCACGUACUCGUGCCUCAUCAUCUUUGGCGGCAUCACUUCCAGUGCCGCGCUCUACCUCGGCAUGUCCUCCCUCAUGGAGAUGAUUGUCACGCUCGUGUCGGAGGUCCUGGGGUUCAACUUGGACAAGGCGAUGCCGCAGCCGGUGCCCAGAAGCGACGAGGAGAUGCAAGCUUUCGGCAGUAAGUAG